UGCAGAUGCAGGAGGCCGACCACUGCUUUGAAUGCGAGACUUGUGACCGCUUCUUCAAGAGCAAAGGUGCUGUCGAACAGCACAUGAGAGAUCUCGGCCACUGGGCUGAUUAUGCAUCGGCUUCAUCGGAAGAGUCCACCUACUAUUGCGAUUUCGGCUAUUGUAACGAGGAACUUGACACUCUGGAUGAUCUGAAGAAUCAUGAGAUCAACGAUCAUCUCUUUUGUGACUCGUGUGAUCGGUCAUUUAAAGACUUAAACAGCAUCAAGAUGCAUUUCCGAAGUAGAGUACACCAAGGAGAAAGUCAGCCCUGCCCCUUCUGUAGCCAUCUAUACGUAACUGCAGCGGGUGUCUUCCAGCAUCUUGAGAAUAACGGUUGUCCCAAAGCUCCUUUAAACAGGAUGAUGGUUUACGAAGCAGUUAAAAAGCGGGAUCCCAACGGCUCACUGACCAUGAAACUGCUCGACUGGUCCCAGCCCGACGGUUUCGAGGCCACGGAAAGAUCCUGGAAUGCAACCACGAGGACUUUCGAUUGCUCCCUCUGCUGUUCUCGUUUCGAGAGGCUCCAGUCUCUUAAUCAGCAUCUUCAGUCGCCAAAACACUCCCAAAAGUUGUACCAUUGUCCAAAAAAGGGAUGUGAUAAGAAAUUCAGUAUGCUUGCUGCCGUUACCAAUCAUCUGGAAAGUGAGCAAUGCAAUUUCAUGUGCUUUAAGGAUGUUCAAAAGGCUGCAAGUCAAAUUUUCGACCCCGGUCGCAUGAUUGCUUUUUAG
Molecule: messenger RNA, 770 nt
Organism: Fusarium venenatum
Lineage: Eukaryota; Fungi; Ascomycota; Sordariomycetes; Hypocreales; Nectriaceae
Source: RefSeq, a predicted model, not a curated record